CAUCAGACGGUUCAACUUCAGGUUGCCCGGAUACGAAUUCCUGAGACCGAAUUCAUCGCCGUAACGGCUUACCAGAACAGCACGAUCACACAGCUGAAAAUUGAGCACAACCCGUUCGCAAAGGGUUUCCGUGAUGGUGGUGAACGGAAACGAUCUACACCAGAGGAUUGUUCGGCAGCACCAUCUCCCAAACGUGUCUACUCACCGCAGCAACAUCCUUAUGCUGCACUGUUCGACAAACCAAUGCCGGUCGUGGCAGCUCCUUCAGCCCAGCUGGCCAUGCCGCCAAUGUGGCCAGCGUUCUAUCCAUCCUAUUGGAAUCCCUAUUCUUAUAUGCUGAAUCCGUUGUUAGCCAGAUUUGGUGCAGCACCAAAGUAA
Cooperia oncophora is the source of this 378-nucleotide messenger RNA. The record is from the annotation of a GenBank genome assembly. NCBI's taxonomy places the organism in Eukaryota, Metazoa, Nematoda, Chromadorea, Rhabditida, Trichostrongylidae.